GUCGUCGCCUUCGCGCGCUCUUGCUCCUCGAGGUCUUUCGAUCAUGGCAAUGCCUGAGGCGCAGCCGUACCGCGUCGCCGUGGCGACCGUCUCGGGCGACGUGGAGUACCAUCGCGUGCUGUUCGCCGGGGAGUCGCCGCCCAAGCGCCUGGUGUGCGCCCUCUGCCGAACCGUGUCGGCCACCGAGCCCCGGUACGCGAGGGCCAGCGGCGGAGACUUCGCGUGUCGCACGUGCGCCGGCAUCUACGCCCAACCGACCCGGCGCGGCCGCGGGGACUCGGCCGAACUCGAGGGGCUCCACGACAGUGAUUGGAAUAAGCUGCCGCAGCCCCGGCACUCUUUCGACGGUGACGUCAGGCUCCUCAACGAUUCCCAGGUAUUAUGCGCAAACGCUUGGCUUGGCUGCGACUUUAGAGGGAAGCUCUCCAUUCUGGGCAGCCACCUUGCGUUCUCGUGCACCCGAGACGUCGUCAAGUGUCGCACCUGCGGCCGGCGAAUCGUUCGCAGGGACCUUUGUCAACACGCCUGCACCAGCGGUUGUUCCACUGCGUCCACACCGAACGCGACGGAAGACCGUGCGCUAGUCUGGUCACCGCAGUUCGUCAACUGGAGCCGCCAGUCGGUCGUCCCCGACUGGGAACAAGUGUCUGCGGCGCGGACGAAUCUUGUAGCCCCGGCCACGUUGAAUGGUGCGGGUCCGUCCGUCAUUGUCCCGGCAGUGGGCGCUAACCACAGAAACUGGCCCGGCCGAGCUCGCCCCACACUACAAGAAGCCCCCGAGUCAUCCGGCCAUCUUCCACCAGGCAGCCUGACCCAUCUGGCCGGCACCCUGUUGGUGAGGUUCCCGGACUGUACGCCACCCUUGGGCGACGCCCUCAAGAAGACAGCUGACAGUCCGGUGCAUAGCUCGCGGGUCAAGUUCUUCGGCAGUGACCAGUUGGUGGUAGACGGCUUCCGGCUCGCGAUGUCCGCCAUGAUCUUUUACGACUUUCCUCAGCACACGAGCGGCCUGUGUUGCAACUCGCCCGCCGCUUUGGCAAAGCUGGUCGUCUUCGAGCUGCUGGCUAAGGACGACGCGAAAGGCAACGACGGCUGCCGCCGCAGGUGGCCUCCCUGGAGUAGCUUGGCCCUGACCCUUAACGGCAUGCGCUGUGACGACAGCAUGUCACUCCGAACCCGCGAUUCUCCUGGCCUCUCGCUGUGGCCGGAGCGUGAAAGGUGGACGAGAGUGGUCACCACAGAAGCCGUCGACGCUCAAGUAGUCUCUGAGCGCUUCCUGGCCUUCGGCGUCGUUGGCGUCGCGGUAGAAUUCUAGUGAUAUUUUGUGCUGGAGUCCUUCGUCUCGAAGUGUAUGCCCCCCACAUGUACCGCAUUGACGCAGCGUCCUCCUCAGAGAGACGUGUUUUAUCGUUUUAAACUUCUCGAAUGUGACCUGAAUAAAACCUUUUUAUCUUAUA
This is a messenger RNA of Rhipicephalus microplus (southern cattle tick), 1457 nucleotides long. RefSeq lists its product as uncharacterized. Lineage: Eukaryota; Metazoa; Arthropoda; Arachnida; Ixodida; Ixodidae. The record is from RefSeq and is a predicted model, not a curated record.